Messenger RNA from Cyanistes caeruleus (blue tit), 666 nucleotides. Lineage: Eukaryota; Metazoa; Chordata; Aves; Passeriformes; Paridae. The record is from RefSeq and is a predicted model, not a curated record.
AUGUUGGGGUUUUUGUUGGGAUUGGUGGCGCUGCAGGCCCGGAGCUGCGGCCUGGAGAGCCCCUUCCCCAUCCCCGGCCCGGAGCUGCGGCCUGGAGAGCCCCUUCCCCAUCCCCGAGCUGUCCCCGCUGCGGACGCUGUCCCUGUCCUGCAACGCUCUGGGCCCGGCCGGGCUCGGGAAGCUCCUGAGGACGAUCCCGGGCCGGAACAUCCGGAACCUGGAGCUGGAUUCGGUCAGCGGGAAAAAGCGGAGCGGAGGAACCCUGGGAACGGAGCUGGGCUGGCUCCUCAGGCAGUCCGGCUGUUCUCUCCGUCACCUCUCGCUGGCCGGGAACCACCUGAGGGACAGCGACGUCCUGGAGCUGGCGGGGUCUCUCCCUCUUUGUCCCUCCCUGGAAUCUUUGGAUCUCUCGGCCAAUCCCGAGCUCGGAUCCGGAAGCUUCCGGAACAUUCUGGAAGCGCUGGAAAAACGGGAACGGGGCUUGGAAUUCCUGAACCUGGCAGGAUGCGGCGUCGGGGACCUGGACGGAGCCGCCCGGAGCCGGAGCCGAGGGAAAAUCCGGGAACUGCGGCUGCCAGGGAGGCGCCUCUGGAACGGAGCCUGACGGACUGGGACGGACUGGGAUAAACUGGGAGGGACUGGGAUAAACUGGGAUGGACUGGGAUA